This is a messenger RNA of Episyrphus balteatus (marmalade hoverfly), 3760 nucleotides long. RefSeq names its product sarcolemmal membrane-associated protein (gene Slmap). NCBI's taxonomy places the organism in Eukaryota, Metazoa, Arthropoda, Insecta, Diptera, Syrphidae. Gene Ontology annotation, molecular function: protein binding. The transcript has 3 exons. The coding region runs from base 290 to 3088 and encodes 932 amino acids. The record is from RefSeq and is a predicted model, not a curated record.
UGAAUUAAUCAAAAAGUAGUGAUAUCACUUUUUCCGACAGCGCCCGUAAAUAAAAAUAAAUAAAAAUAAUCCCACCACACAGCAACAAAAAAAAAAAAAAAGGACCAAUUGUUUUUAAUUAUCUACUAUGUGGCUAAUCCCAUCUCUUCCACUACCUUAUCGACACUUGAAAGGAAAAGAAAAAUUCGCUUGACGUUUUAUUUUUUAAUGAUUUUCUUUGUACGGAAAAAAAAAAUAAAAUCUCCUCAGAAUUCCAAUAUCGUGAUUUAUAUUUUUUUUGUGCUAAGUUAUGGUAAUUGCUAGUAAUGAAUGGAUGAAUUAUGAUGAUGUUAAAAAGCAGCAAUCGCAAAUAAUUGAAACGACGACGAAUGCUCUAAUGAUGGCUGCACCUUCCUCUCUACAACCACCACCUCCAUCUUCUUCUUCUUCUCUCUCCACAGCAAUUGGAGGAAUACCUCCAGGUACAUUAAUUAAUAACAAUUCAACAACAACCAUUCUCCUAAAUGAUUCCUCCACCUCCUCUGAUUGCGAUGAACCCGGAUGUGACACAAAUAAUGUCGCCCGAAUGGUCCUCGUCUGUCAACCCGAUUCCCAUCCCUUUCAAACACGUACCAUUUACCUAACACCGAAUAUCGAAUGCAAAGUUGGUCGUUCGAUUGCCAAAAGCAAAUCAUCCGACAACAAUGCAAUAUUCGAUUGCAAAGUCUUGUCUCGAACUCAUGCCGUCCUCUGGUAUUCCAAUGAUGGAAAGUUUUAUGUCAAAGAUACGAAAAGCUCCAAUGGAACUUAUAUAAACGAUCGCAAAAUCAAUUCCUCCGAGCCAGUUGAAUUGAAUUUUGGCGAUGUUGUUAAAUUUGGUGUCGAAGUUAUGGAGAAUUCGCGCAAAGAGGUUCAUGGAUGUAUAAUAGCAUCUGUUAAACCAUAUUUACCUGAUGGCCGCGAAGCCAUUUCAAUAACACAAGAUAGUCCAUUUCGUGGAGAUAGUCGGAUAUCUUUUGAAGAAUUGCAUCGUUUAAAUUUGUAUAUGCAAGAAACAUCGCAGCGAGAGAAGCUUUUAAAAGCUAAGCUGCAAAAUAUACAAAAUAUUCUCGAUGCAACGAGAAAGAAUUCAACAAUAUGUUGGCAAUCAAUGAUUGAUGAAGAUCGAUUAUUGAAUCGUAUUGAUUUGUUAGAGAAUAAAUUGCAAUUUUUACAAAAGAACUCUCCCGUUGAUCAAUUGAAAGAUGAAAUAUUGAAAUUGCAAGAGGAGAAAUUUAGCUAUCAAAAUUCAGCCAAAGAAGCCUUAAGUAAAGUUUAUCAAGAGCGUAUGGAAGCAAUGCAAAAGCUAUCAAAGGUUGAACGGGAUUAUACUUGUAGCGAGAAUGAAUGUUCAUUGUUGAGAGAUCAAAUACGGUAUACAAAACAGAAUUUGCAAGAUGUUAAUACGAGAUUGUUGAGUUUGGAGAAGGAGUAUAGCGAGUAUAAGGAUCAGGUGGAGAAGUGUCAGCGAGAGACGAAUGAGGAACAGAAUAAUUUUGAUGCUGCUGUUGCUGAGCUGGCUGAGAAGUUGAAAGAAAGUGAGACGGAGUGUGAGGAGUAUAAGAAGAAGAUUGGGGAAUUGUUGUUGCAACGAUCGGAAAUGUUGGAUGAAGAGGAUCAAAAGAAAAAGGAAAAAUACACAGAAGAAAACGUAGUUGAUGCCGUUGUCAAUGCAAAUGCAAAUGCAACAACAAACUAUGUAGCCACAGUUAAAACAAAUGACAGCAGCAGUACUACAACAACUCUAACCGACAAUAUAGAUGCCGCUGCCGCCGACGAAAAUAACGACAACGAAAGCGACAAAUCAUCAAUCACAACCAUCAAUCACAAUGAUAACGACAAAAAAUCAACCAAUCUUGCUGCUAACAAAUCAACAAUCAUGAAAUGGCUUGAAAAUUCUGAUUUAAAUUCAAAAGAAGGCUCCCUCGAUAUAAUGAAGGCAAUCUGCAAUGAAUCUGAUUCUAGCGAUGAUAGUGAAAAUAAUGAUGAAAUUGAAAAAUCCUCAAUCAUCACAUCAAAUACCACCACAACCACAAGUAGUACCACUGCAACACCAACUCCAACAAUGUCAUCCGAACAUAUUACCAAUAAAUUACAACUUGUUGAUAAAAAUCUUGUUCAACUUGAGGCUGAGCUGGGUAAUAAACAUGCAACAAUUGCUGGUGUUGAAAAUGGCAUACAACAGCUUGAAAAUGUAUCAUACCAAUUGCUCAAUUAUACUGUAUCACUUUUACGUGAAACUUACAGUGAAAUGUGUAGACAAGACACAGUAGCAAAUAUGCCAUCAUCACCAUUUAAAAACAAAUCAACAACACAGCCACAAUUGCAAAUGCAAGAAACACUCAUCAAUGAAAAUGAUGAUGAUGAUGAAGAUGAUGACGACGACGCUGACGAAGACGACAAACAGUACAAAAGAACGGAUAUUGUCCGACAAACACAAGAUAUAGCAGAUUAUCAAAAUGAAGUCUUAAGACUCCAACAAUUGCUCGAAAGCAAAGAAUCUACAAAUUCAGAUACAAUCAAUACCUUACAAUCUGAAUGUGACGAUUUAAAAGUAAGAAUUUCGAAUCUAACGAAAUUAGUUCAUAAUCUAAAUGAGCAAAACGAAGCUUUAGAAAAAGAAAUCGCUGAAAGUAAAAAUAAUAAAUCAACAAAAAGUACGAAAUCAACAAUAAUAAACGAAGAUAAUGAAUCGACAUCGCCACAGCAGCCACCGAAAAUAAAUAAUGCCGAUAAUGAUGAGGAAACAAAAUCGACAAAAUCAAACGGAGAAGAUUCUUUAUUAUUGUCAUCUUGUUCAAUUAGCUCAACGCAGCAGGAGUCACUUGAAAAACUCAUCGAAGAAGAAAAAGUUGCCAUGAAUAAUGCUGCAAUUAUGAAUGAAGAGGAAUUGAUACUCUACAAAGAGAGAUUCGGACAGACACAAGCUGAAAAUUUGAAAUUAAAACGCGAAAUUGCUGAACUUAAAUUAAAGUUUGAUGAUUUGGCUAAGGCGAUUUUCAGAAAAUCCCUUACAUAUGUAACUGUAUUUGUUGCUCUAAUUGUAUAUUUUAUAUUCUCUUAUAUUUAAGUGCUAUAUCACUCACACAUACAAAUACACACACAUCCAUAUAUAUUCAUAAUCUUUUAAAUAAUUUUUUCAUACACCAAGUCAAUCAAUCAAUCAACACCAUUUAUCGAUUCAUAAUAUCAACUUUAGAGGGGUAUUCAAUGUUUACUUGUUUUAGUUAGAAAUUUUGUGUCUAUAAAAAUAAGGAAGACAAAUGAGAUUACAAAACGACACGACUUGAAUACCCCGUUUAUAUUCUUAUAAUCUUCAUCUAUAAUUUUUUUUUUGUAAUACAAUUAUUAUCUUAUGGUUUAUUUGUUGUUUCUAAAUUUGUUUUGUGUUGAGAAGCUCUUCAUUAAAAAAAAAAAAAAAACAAAAAUGUAAUUCACGAAGUUAUGCCACCAUUAAACAAAAAAAUCGUCUUUUCUAUCUAAACAAAAUUCUAUUGUAUUGAUAUGCAUCUCUCUUUAGGCAAUAAAUCAUCAUUUGGAAACACUUAUUAUAAAAAAUCACCGAACAAAAAAAAAUGUUUUUUAUAUACCUUUUGUUUAAAUGCGUUAUAUGCAUUUAUUCAAACCGCUUUAUUAUGUAAAUUAAUCCAAGCUUAUGAAAUCAAAUUGAGGAAGGGCGCAAGCAGUUAAAAAAAAGCAAGCAAAACACAUCUCUAAAAUUAAAAUUAAAAAUAAAAUAAAA